Molecule: messenger RNA, 633 nt
Organism: Komagataella phaffii GS115
Lineage: Eukaryota; Fungi; Ascomycota; Pichiomycetes; Pichiales; Pichiaceae
Product: Protein with similarity to Emp24p and Erv25p, member of the p24 family
Exons: 1
Coding region: 1-633 (210 amino acids)
Biological process (GO): protein retention in ER lumen; intracellular protein transport; Golgi organization
Cellular component (GO): endoplasmic reticulum-Golgi intermediate compartment; COPII-coated ER to Golgi transport vesicle; endoplasmic reticulum
Source: RefSeq, a predicted model, not a curated record
AUGAAGUUUGGGGUUUCCGUAUUUUUGACAAUAAUCUCCCUGUGUCAAUUGGCACUCGGUUCGCAGGUCACAUUUGUGUUGGGAGCCCAAGACCGGGAAUGUUAUUACGUCUUCAAUAACAAACCAGGAAGUAACAUCGGUUAUUACUUUGCUGUUCAGUCAGGAGGAUCCUUUGACGUUGACUACCAAAUCAAAGCCCCCAAUGGAAAGAUUAUUGUGAAGGAGAACAAACAAAGACAAGGUGAUUGGGUUUUCAAUGCUGAUCAAAACGGAGAAUACGAGUUUUGCUUCAGCAAUGGAAUGUCAACGUUUGCUGAAAAAGUCGUUGAUUUUGAGAUCAAGUUGGAGGACGAUGAUUUCAGGGCAGCGUUACCUAAUGCUCCUUCCCAGCAGGUUGCCACUGACGAAAUUCACCGUACUAUCAACUCUCUGGAAGAGAAAUUACAAACUCUCACUCGGGAUUACCAGUAUUAUAAAACAAGAAACAACCGUAACCAGUCCACUGUUAAAUCAACCGAGUCUCGUAUCUUUUACUUUUCCAUUUUUGAUGUAUUGCUUAUGUGUGGAAUGGCUGGAUUUCAGGUUGCUGUUGUCCAAUUGUUCUUUAAGGGUUCCAGAAAACAAUUGGUGUAG